Messenger RNA from Argiope bruennichi, 824 nucleotides. RefSeq names its product protein N-lysine methyltransferase METTL21D-like. The record is from RefSeq and is a predicted model, not a curated record. Gene Ontology annotation, cellular component: cytosol; cytoplasm. The transcript is spliced from 4 exons. The coding region runs from base 140 to 805 and encodes 221 amino acids. Gene Ontology annotation, biological process: peptidyl-lysine methylation. Gene Ontology annotation, molecular function: protein-lysine N-methyltransferase activity. Lineage: Eukaryota; Metazoa; Arthropoda; Arachnida; Araneae; Araneidae.
UUAUUUACCUGUCAUUCAGCUAUAGUGUGCAGUUUUCAAUAAUUAUAUCAUUCAAAUUCAAGCGUCAGCGGAUUUUUUUUUAAUAGUUUCUGAUAAUUUAUUUUCACUAUAUAUAUAUUUUUAAUACUCCACUUAAACUAUGGAUGAGAAUCUGAAUAAUUAUGAAUUUACGAGGGAGCUUGAAGUUGAAACUGCUGGAGUAGAUUUAAAAUUACUUCAGUAUUCUGUAGGUGAUGUCGGCUCUGUCGUAUGGGAUGCUGGAAUUGUGCUUGGAAAGUACUUAGAUAAUUUUCAAAAAACAAAUGAUAUGUUAGCUGGAAAAAUAGUUAUUGAUAUUGGAUCAGGAACUGGAGUCGCCGGUUUGUUUGGGGCAGUGCUAGGAGCAGAAGUAAUUCUGACUGAUUUACCAGAAGUUAUACCUCUACUUGAAAAGAAUAUUGAAUUGAAUAAAAAUAUUAUAAAGGGAGCUGCUACAGCAUCUGUUCUUGAAUGGGGAAAACUGGAUAAGAAUUUUCCAGUUCCUGAUUUAAUAUUAGUGUCUGAUUGUAUAUAUUAUGAUAUGUCUGUAGAGAAACUUGUUCCAACAUUAGUUGAGUUAUCUGAUACAAGUACAGAAAUAUUAAUUUCAUAUGAAGAUAGAGUGAUAGGAAACAAAAAAGAACUUCUAAAGAAUUUUCUAGAUGCUUUCAAGAAACAUUUUACUGUAGAAAUAAUUCCUAGAACUUUACAUCAUCCUGAUUUUCAGAGUGAUGAUAUACAUAUAUUGAAAUGUAAAAAAAUUGCUACACAAAGUGAAGAUAGCUGAAUUGUAUUAUAUAUUUCUU